Molecule: messenger RNA, 3797 nt
Organism: Ruditapes philippinarum (Manila clam)
Lineage: Eukaryota; Metazoa; Mollusca; Bivalvia; Venerida; Veneridae
Source: RefSeq, a predicted model, not a curated record
GUAUGACUUACGGAUAAUUGUCAUUGUUUAUAAUAGGCAUCAAUCGCUUCUUAGAUUACUUGAUUCCUUAAAUGCCGCGGACUACAGCGGAGAUAAUGUGAAGUUGGAAGUCUGGAUAGACAGGUCAGUGCGCGGUACUUUGGAUGAAUUAACAGUUAAAACAGCAAAAUCAUUCAUAUUUUUGUAUGGAGAAUAUCAAGUUAUUUCUCGUGUCCAGCAUGCUGGUAUUUUCGGACAAUGGAUUUCUACCUGGAGGCCAGAAAAAGAAAAUUAUGAGAUUGCAGUUGUAUUGGAAGAUGAUCUCACCGUUUCAAAGUUUUUUUAUAGGUAUCUUAAGCUCGUUCAUAAAAAGUACGAUGCAUAUCCUUUCAUUAAUGGUUAUACUUUACAAAGAUUGUCUAUGGUGCACCAUAUAAAAAAUAAUGCACCGCCACCUCUGGGAUCCAGCGACAGUGUGUUUUUGUAUCCUGUAAUUGGAUCGUGGGGGUUUUCACCAAGAAGGGAUAAUUGGGUUCACUUUCAAAACUGGUUCAAAACAGUUUGCGAUAAUAAAACAUUAAGCCUGUAUAUACCAAACAAUAAAUUAAGUAUGUUGUAUUCUGGAAGGAAACAACCAAAUACUGACGUGUGGACAGUUUGGCAUAUGUACCAUGCAUAUAUCAACUCGGAGUACACACUUUAUACAAAUAUUCCAGGACAUGUUGGGUUAUCAACAAACUGGCGAGAAAAAGGUUUACAUUUCAAAUCACACAGAGGGAAAACAAAUAACUUACUUCAAAAUUGGUUGGACGACUUUGAUAACCUUCCAGCGAGGCCUACAAUGGUUAAUUUAUCGGGAGAAAUCAUAUCUUAACUUGAUUGGCUUAAUUGAACUGGGCAAGCAAUAACAUGAUCAUUUAAACACUGUCUUUGAAACUACAUUUACAGAUUGAAUCACUAAAAGCACUAAAGAAUCAUUUAAUGCUUAAUUUCAAAACAACACGAUUUGUAAAUGAAACAAUAAAAAGAAACAAACAUAACAACCAUCAAACUUAAGCAAUCUUAGAAACAGCUUAAAUUACUUGCUUUUUAAAUCGCUUGAAUCAUUAAAAUUAUUUAUUUUAUGCUUUUCAGUGGAUAACUGAUUUAUCCGUGAAAAUUAUAUUUGAUAAUUUCACAGUGAAAAUUAUCAAAAUAUAAUUUCACACUUUUCAAUGACGAAACAACUUUUUUAAGAUUUUCCCUAUGUGGUACCUCAAUUCUAUUUUUGGUGACUAUUCCGACAAUGUCGGGCUGUUUAAAGAAAAGCAAACCUGAAAUUGAUAAAUAACUAAUAUGUAAAAAGUAAUAAAAAGAAGAAAACUUACAGUAACUUACUUCUAUUCAUUCAAAUUACCAAUCACCAAAUAUCCUCUCUUUAAUUUUUUUGUUUCAUUUUUACAGUCUGAAAAAUACAUUCCUUCCACCAAAGGGGUACGGCUCAUUGAAUGUUCACAAAAUAUGUAUUUGAUGGUAGAAAACAUUUAUACUAAGUCAGAAAUGAAUUCUAAGUCCAUUCCCAUUACACUAUAUACUAAUAUAUAGACAAGGGGUAACAAGUCCCAUAAGAAGGUGUCUAUGCCCAAUCAGGCUUUUUGCCUCGCAGUUUUUUACACGAUACAGCAUAAAUAAAAAGGAAUUAUGCAAUUUGUAGUCGAAUGAUUUAUCUAUCGAACCAAUGUAAAACUUUUCUAAUAUCUCUUAUACUUAACGAGUACUGGCCGUCAAAGUAACAAAAAACUGUUCAUUUUUACGAGGUCGACAUCGAUCGUGGCUACGCAGGAAACACAAAGUUACACGACUGUUGCAAUCGUUGGAGAUAAUAGCACAAGCAUUUAUCAUGCUGGGCAAUUAAUAAUACAUAAAAGUAAUCAAAAUAUACCAAUAACCUACAAUGACAAUGUGAUAUAAACUCACCUGCGGCUUCAAAAUAAUUCCCCAUUGAAAUUUCUAUAAAACACCGCCAUCUUGACGAAUGUAAACAACCGUCAUUUGAUUGGUCGGUUUAUUUCCCGAAAAUAUACACGUAAAUUUCCGGAAAAAAAAACGACCAAUCAGAUGACGUUAAGACUGUGGCCCAAAGUGCAGUCGAGCGUUAGGUUUGCUUAUUGCAAAAUAUAAAAGUUAAGGUAGACUUCUAUACAAUGUUUUCACGAUACUAUUUGAAACAAUAGUUUGGCCUGUUGUAAGUUACAUUGCUCCUUGAUGGGGACAUCGUGCAUAUUCAUGUAUUGACGCAAUUUAUAAAAGAGAACAGCUAUUAUUUUCUUGGUUUUGGCAAGAUCACACCAAGUGGAAGCCACCGAUAGUCCGUCAAUGGAAAUUUACUGCUUUGUAUUUGUCAAAGUUAGCAAAUAUGGAAGAGUCUAGAUUUACAAAACGUAUUGCACUCUGGGCAUAUAAUACAGCUGAUAUUACAUGUAACAAUCAUUUUUGUAUUAUGAAUAAUUUGAAUGUAGAUUUAUCUUUACAAAAAACCAUUGCUAGAACGUUUGUACAAAUUAUUGUCCCUCAAUAAUUGUAUCAAUGAAUGAAAAACUAGCUUAUACAAUGAUACUGGACUGUCUGGGCGCGGUCGUUAUAAGUUACGAUUAUAUAAAACUAUUAAGUCAGAGUAUUAAUGCGACAAGUACUGUAAAAUAAAAAGUUGCCGCCUUCUAAUCGGUCAGCAUUUUGUUUAGAUAAGGACUUGCGCCGAUUCGUAUGAAGAUCUGCCGUUAUGAUGGUCUGAGCAUGGAAGAUAGAAUAUGUCCUUUUCGUAACGAUUAUUCAGUUGAAAAUGAAUACAUUUUGUGUUCAAUUGUAAGGUUUAUGAUGAUUUAAGAGUAGAUAUGUACUCUAGAGCAAUAGAUCAUGACAGUUUGUUCUCUGAAAUGCAGGGUUCUGAUAUAAGACUUACUUCUUUUCCAAAAAGAGCCAAAAAAUAAUACGAUAUUGUGCCAAAAAUUGUGAAAAUAUUUUAGAUAGACUUCGUUUUAAACUUUGUAAAUAAAAUAUUACAAUAUAUGUUGAAUGUUUCAUUUUUGUAUUACCUUAUAUUUUGUAUCUAUUUCAGAAACCUCUUAAAUGCAUGUGCUUCGAUUUUGAUAUUCGUGCUAUUUUUAUUUUAUGAUGAUAUAUGUUUUACUAGAAAUAAUUGUUUUAUGUUUUUCUUGUAAAGUAUCUUAACUCCAUGCCUAGUUAAGAUAACCUGUUAGAUUUUAAUGUAAUUUCUCACGACUAUCUGUUAAAAUUCCAUAUGGAAUGGCAUUGCAUUUUUUUUUUAAAGAUAUAUGUAUGUUUUAUCAUGUAUAUGCAAUGAUGAAAUGUAAAUAAAGAUACUACUACAACUACUACUACUGUAUAUUGAUGGUCGUUCAAUUAUUCAAGUUUUUUCCUGGCAAAAUUCAUCUUAAUAAAUUGUCAAAUUAACACCUAAUUCUUAUUAUUAAAUGCACAAUUUAACAAGUAUUGACACAGUUUCUUUUUUCAAUUUAGAAACGCUUUCCGUAACAUUUCUGACCAUUCUAAAAAAUGCAUUUUCUUAUUUGACUGGGUAUGUCAGAUAAAAAUUAAAAUUUGAUGGAAGCCCUUCGAUUAUUACCGUAAAUGUUCGGAUCGGGCUCAUGUGAUUGAUAUAUAUGAAUAAUUAUCAGGACAGUUCGAAAGAUGUGAAAUGCUCGAGAAGAAAAUUUCAGAUUCGGAAAGGAAAAGGAGAAAUGAAUUACCUGGAUAGUGAAUCAAGUCGGUAGAUAACACUGAAAAUGGAAAUUUAAGUCGAAAGCGACCGUUGAGUUGAU